GAUAAAGUGACAAGGUGCUCAGUCUGAAACUGCGUGCCGGGACCGGGCGGACUGCUGUUGCGUAACAGACGUGCAGGCAGUCGUGUUUAUCCCCUUGUGAGAAAAAAUGAGAGGGAGGGAGCGAUGUGGAGAGAGAUGGAACAGUUGGAGGGGGCGUACAUCUCCUUACUAGCUCAUGGUUAGAGAGCUGGCAGUGGUACAAGGCGACUGAACGUAAGCUCUUUGUGUAUCGAUUCAUAGAGGACCGUUUUCACGGGCAGUUCCACCCAGCGGCUAAUAAGCGGUGAACGUGGACUAACGUUACACUUUUCCUUUGGCUAACUCGGUAUAGUCUAGUCCUCAUAUCCUGCCGCAGAGGACGCCAUCGGUGAGGAGCCGCACAGACCUGCAGAAGCACAGUGGAAAGAUGGUGUGACACACUGACAGACAACCAGAGGGACCAGUCACUGCUCACCACUCGGAGGCAGACCAUGGCUCCCGUGUCUCUCCUUUUCUUGGGCUUCCUCCUUUCCCUCCUCUAUCCUUCAGAUGCCCAGACCAUCAUUGGCUCCUCCUCCUCCUUCUCUCCUCUGGACCUGCCUAUUAAUUCUUCACCUAAACCAACCAAGCAGACUGCUAGAUUCUGGCCUUCUUUGCCUCCCAGAGGACGUAGUGAUGUGCCUAUCAGAGCUACAAUCCAGGAUAGACUGACAACUACGAAUGCAGUGCAACAGGGGCAAAGAAUUUCCCAUCCUACUGAACAGUCCACUUCUUUUAUAUCUGCUUUUUCUACGCAGAACCUCAGCAACGGGCCAAUUUUAACUCAACCUACUGCCUCCAGGCCCAGGACUGAUACAGCUAGUUUAGCAUUCAGCAGGGCUUUUGCAAAGGGAGAUGCUACUACAAAAGGCUCAACUCCACCUCUGCCCACUUUGCCCUCCAUUGCUGUCGCUGAGUCUGCAGGUGAUAAGCCAGUGACAGCAGUAAAUCCAGAGGAGGAGUCAGCCAAAGAGGCAGAGGAUGAUGAUUUGCAGGGGUUGGGAUCAGGUAGUAUUCCAACAGUGAUGCUUGUGAAGGAGGAAUCACCUGUUCCUCCGCCGACGGUUGGUAAUGAAAUGGCACAGUAUCAGCCACAGGCACAGACCGCGAUAUCUAAAGUUUCUGAUGUAAAAACACCACCACUGGACAGUCAGACUGUGAAGCCUCACCUGUUUGCGCUUACAACAGCCAGUAAAAUCUUUUUGAUGCCACAGACAACCACAGAGACAAGAGCAACACUUUCCCCUGUGGUCACACAAGCAACACCUCGGACUGUAGUGUUAACAGGUGAACUGACAGUGAACACUCUUUCCACCGUCCACCGAGUUACUCCAAAGCAGGACUCUGCUGCUGUGACAUUACCCCAACCCAUGACUACCCCCGCUGGCUCUAUCGAUAAAGAGUCACAGACUGCAGGACAAUCAGUUACUGACCAAAGCAGUUCCCUUUCAAACACCACGACACAGCAAGUGACAACCACAUCUACAACUAGUAUUCUUACGACUAAGGAGGAAACUUUGAAAAUAUCCUCCAAAACAACAAAUCAACCCAACAAAACAGCACAACUAGGAAGAAAUACAGCUAGCACAACUUCACAGUCAUCAAGGACAGGGACCUCUUCCUUCCUCACCACUGGUGUUGUACCUGUCACCCGAACAAGGUUAAGCCCCACAUAUAAGGCUGGUAUUGGUCAGAGGAACCGCUCCAUUCUCCUAGGACAUCCUCACCAAGCUCCCCACUCUACUUCUAAUCCAGCCCCCUCUUCCAGCGCCAGUCCCUCCCCUAAUGGCACACUUCUCUACUGGGGUGACCUGAGCCGGACGCUAGCUUUUGCCUGGGAGCUGCAUGUCUACGGCUCAGCGAGCCUCUUCCUCCUCUUGUUUGCUGGAGCUGCUCUCGGCCUUGCGCUGUCCCCUGGCACAAACUGUCCUCAUCGGGGUGCUCUUGUACUCGCCAAUGUUCUAUUGUUUCUGGCUGGAGGCCUUAGGGCAGCUCUCUUUCUAAUUGACCCCUAUGGCACACGGAAAUUCCUCCCUCGCCCUGCAGUUACGGCUCUCUACAACUUGCCUCUACACCUGCUGGUGUGGACACAGGCUUCCCUGGCACUGCUGGCAUUGAGGGUGGCAGGAGUAAGUGUGUUACCUCCAACUUUGGAGCGUCCUCCUCUGGUGGCUGUGUUGGCUGUGUUGCAGUGUACCCUGCUGCUGGCAGCUGAUCUGCUUUCCCCAGCCCUGUCCCCUGUGGUGCCUGUCACCCUACAGGUCCUGUCCCUGUGCUGGGGCCUAGCUCUCUGUCUGGGCUUCCUGUGCUAUGUCUUUCCACGUAUACGCUGCCCUCCCAUUCCCCACCCUGGAGUCCCUGAAGAGGCUGGGAGGAAGGCUUGGACAGGGAGCAGGAGGAUAGGGGUGAUCCUGGGGAGAGUGCUGGCAGUAUGUGCAGUUCUGGGGGCAUUGUGCUGUGGGCUCCAUGUUCAUGCCACCUUAUGGCUCUAUGGACUGCUAGGGAGCUGGACGAGCUUCAACUGGGGAUGGUGGCUGGUGCACUUCUGGGCCCGGCUCCUGGAGCUGUCCUGGGGGUUCUCCCUCCUACUCCUGGGUUCCUGGGUAUUCUGGAGGCCUCAGGGUUGCCGGGGAAGGGAGGAGGGUGGCUCACAUGGCAGAGCAGCAGGAGACCUGCCGUCCCCUGGCCAAUCUGUAGGCUCCACUCAAAGACAUACUUGCUGGUCCAAGAUAGUCCAGAGCCUGAGGGGGAAGCCCUGUAGAAAGUCUGACAGUAAUGGGGUGGGAGGAGGAGGAGGACCAGGGGAGGUGCCUAACAACUGGGCUGGCCAGGAGCGUCCUGGAGCUGACAUCAGCAAGAGUCUGAUUAGGAACCAGAACCAUGAGCAGGCUGCUGCUCAGCCACGCUGCGUCAAAGACAGCAACCGGGGACGCAACAAUAGGGGCCACUCUGCAGAACGAGGCAUAUCUGAUGGCUCCACAGGCUCCCUGCUGAGACUGCAGGCGCUGGGCCGGCCUCCACAGCGCUCAGUGAGUGGCAGUCUGGAUCAGGAUAGGGACACAUCCCUGUCACUUUAUGAGUUUGAUCUGCGGCCCCCAUCUCCCAUUGACCUGACCCGCAGCAUUGAUGAGGCUCUGCACAGGGAGCACUUGAUCGUAGGAGGGAGCUUGUUUCAUCCUUUGAACCCAGCCUCACAGUCCCCCUCCCCGGGCUCAGGGGUCAGCCAGGGGCCCUGGCUCCGCAGGAACAGUGAUCCUCAGCUGCUUUCUGAGAGCAGCGAUGCCCCAUCAGAGUCUUCCAUGCCUUUGGGGGGCAGUGUUCUCAGCAGUGUGCCUAGCAGGCAGGUGACUGCUCCCCCCACGCCCUCCCACCAGGGUCACCGGUGGGCUGGGAACUCGGCAGGAAGUGUCCCUUCAUCAGUGUCCUGUCCUGUGUCACUUCGUCCCUCCAGAACAUCAACAGGGCAUCUGGGGGAGGAUGGAGUGGAUGACACACGGCCAUUCAUCACCCCGGACUCAGAAAGGGUGCGGGGGAGGGCUGGGAGGCCGGUGGGGUCACGGAGUUACCUGGAGGUCAGCCGACAUGACGACUCUGCCAGUGUCAGCAGUGAAAUUAUUGAUCUAUGAACUAAAACUUGGACAUGAGGACCAAUGGCCACACACAUCAAACACACCCAUUUAACAAAUACUGUUCCGAACCAAGACUUCAACAAAUAUUGUGAAAAUUUGAUCAUUAAACUGCCUAAAAAUGAACUAAUUUUUAGAAGAAGGAAAAUAUUUAAAAGUGUAUCUGGGUGAUGACCUUAAAGGAUAUCACCUAGUUGCCUUUUACCUUGUUAAAGGGUUUAAUAACUGUGUUUGUGGAACAGAUAUGGUAUACUUUUUUACUCUGGGAGUAAAACUGGGAGAAACAGCACAGAUAAACAACACAGCACACUCAUAACUCUUUCCAUUUCUUUCUCACACAUACAUUAUCUCCCUCUCUUUCUUGUCGUGUUUUUCUGUCAAACACGCACCUGCAUAACACUGGUAUAACUUCAAGUACACUGGGACCAUAUAUACAUUUCAACAAGUCUUGAGAAUGGCUCUUUAGCAGGUCCCUACUUGCGACUGGUGUUAAAUUUGUAAUUGUGAUGAAUUUCAAAUUCCCACAAUGUUUGAAAUCCAUAAAAUAGAUUUAGAUCAUCAACUCCCUGUCUGGGAACAGAGUUCCAAUAAGUUUGAAAGGUAAAAGACAAAUGUGUCUCUAAGCGUCUGUAGAUCCCAUUUCUAUUGUUUCUGUGAAAAAAAUGUCUGGAUAUCAACAAUCGUGAAUUUUACUGCUUUCAUGGAGUUUAUUUGCUGUCUUCCAUAUUUCAGUUUGCUUUGUGAUGUAAAGAUGUGCCAUACAUAACCUUGGUUGGUUCUGUGCUAUUUUUAUGGUUUUAUAAACCCAUUAUUCGGGUUAACUCUCUAUAGCGUCUUACCAGUAUCAUAGUGACUCAGCUACGGAUUACUACUUCUAAGCUCUUAACAUGCUGCUGUUGUUGUUGUCCAGUCUGCCCUGUAUGUUAGUGUGAAGCUGGUUACAUGAGGAGAAGGGCAGUAAACAACAGCCUGAGACAUGCAGACGCAUUCUUACAUAUGAAAGUGUUGCUGAGGCUUUUAGCUGUAGCUGAAGUUGUCAGACUUCAAAAUGAGAUUCAAGCUUUCACCUGUGAGGUUAAUGCAUUUCAUAUUGUUAUUUUGCUUUAGGGCAGAGCUUUUGCAAUUAAUAAUUAUGUACGAUUAAAGCCUCUGACUGCAUUUUUACACAAUUUGACUAAGAAUAUUAAACAUAAUCAUGAUCCUAUCAGUUGCAUUCAAUCAAUUUAGACUGUUUGAUAUGGUGACUAAUUAAAUGCUACACAGCUUUGCAGGGCAGCACCCCAGACUGGCUUGGCAUGAACCUCAGAUCUCCUAUACUAGACCUAACUCAAUAACAGAGCACUUAACUGUAAACCUGAGCACUAGACUGAAGUAUUUUACUACUCAAGAGGAAAAUAUCUUUCAAAUAUAUGAUGUAUAAGCAACAAUGUAAAUAAUGUUAUUUUUGAUGUUCAUGAAUAAAGAUGUAUUUGAAACAUAGUUGUAGUUGUUACUGUGAAAGACAAUCUAAAGUGGUAUUGCUUAUGUGUCUGAGCUGUGCAGACAGUUAUGCUAUUUUGACAUCAGAUUGUGGCCUGUUAAGGACAUGCAGAGCUGUGACAGUUGAUACUUAACCGCAGAGGUUAUGUCAAGGACCUUCUGGGCUGUGCUCAGGAUUGUUAUAAUGCAGAUUUUGCAAAAUGAGUAACUGAUGGCCACGGUCUGCAGGAUUUUCAUUUCUUUUUAAUCUUUUCUGUCAUUAAAUGAUGACGAAGGUAUUGGAAAGAAACAGACAAAACACUUCACAUGGAACCAUUUUUAGUCUAUUCAUUAACUUGAAUAUGUUUGGUGAAAAUAACCCAGUGGUUCCCUCCUCAGUCUCACAUUUGAAAAGUUUUGUUCCAACAUGAGAUUUUUUUAAUUUUUUUUUUUAAACUGAGCCUUGUUCUCACAAAAUGAUUACUGGAAUGUUAUCUUGGGUUGCUUUUGUGAAUGAAAAAGUGACAUUUUUCCAAAGUGGAUAAACAUCAUUUUGGAAUAAAAUGUAAUUUAUGCCUCUGUUACUGAUGAGAGCCAGUCCAUGACUUGUUUUCCAGUUACCUCAGGGUGACUUGCAGUACCUCCCAGUGAUGUGAGAUGCUUAACUUGUUUAGUAUUUAAAAGUACAAUGGCCUUGUGUUGUCUACAUUCCAAUGAACCCGUAAGAUUUCAGUGUAUCAGUACUCGCUGUUACCUCUUUUACUUCAUGACCAGGGUGGCACCUCCAGCACCCGUAGUGUUGUCCCCUCCACAAAGCAGUACGUGCCAUAGAAAAUACAAUCAAUGUGCCCCCUCCAGUCUGUAGUCACAGUGCAGAAGUACAGUGUUGUUGUUUAUUUUGCUCAUUAAACUUUUGUUCUUGUAUUUCUUGCUGCAUUUCAUGUCUGGAUUCAAAUAAAAACAAGAAAACUUGAAA
Molecule: messenger RNA, 6078 nt
Organism: Siniperca chuatsi (mandarin fish)
Lineage: Eukaryota; Metazoa; Chordata; Actinopteri; Centrarchiformes; Sinipercidae
Product: proline-rich transmembrane protein 3
Exons: 4
Coding region: 471-3644 (1057 amino acids)
Source: RefSeq, a predicted model, not a curated record